Molecule: messenger RNA, 567 nt
Organism: Nicotiana tabacum (common tobacco)
Lineage: Eukaryota; Viridiplantae; Streptophyta; Magnoliopsida; Solanales; Solanaceae
Molecular function (GO): protein binding
Source: RefSeq, a predicted model, not a curated record
AUGAGCAGUUCAGAGAACGUGUUUGCAGAGGUGAUUGAAGUUGCAAAGUUCAUUGAUGAAUUUCGCGGUCACUACUUUGCCCUGCCAAGCUACCAGGAAAAAAUCGACUUAUUGAAGGACCAAAUCGAACACGCUCUCGAAAAACUCGACGCAAUUCCUAUAGAAAAGAGAGAAUCGCAAGAUGAGGCAGCAAUGUACUUGUAUUUGAGAGGAAAACUACUGGAUGUAUCUCCUGCUUAUAAUCAGGAAGCAGAACGUCUUCUGACGGAUGCUGUUAAGUUGAAUUCCUCUGUGGUGGAUGCGUGGAUAUGCCUAGGAACUUGUGUUUGGAAGAGAGGAGAUCUGGAUAAAGCUAAAAGUUGCUUCAACUCUGGCCUUGAGCAGGAUCCGAAUAAUAAGCAACUAUUACUUCAAUUAUCAGUGCUUGAAAGAAGACAGUGCAUAGGCGAAACAGAGGUUGAGAAUCCAGUAGAAAUCAUUAACGACUGUAUCAAACAUGUCAAGGAAGCAAUCACUCUGGAUAUCCAGGAUGGAAUAUCAUGGUGUAAGACUGCUUUUUUAUACUGA